This is a messenger RNA of Fukomys damarensis (Damara mole-rat), 883 nucleotides long. It is a transcript of the gene Hs3st6, whose product is annotated as heparan sulfate-glucosamine 3-sulfotransferase 6. The transcript is spliced from 2 exons. Gene Ontology annotation, molecular function: [heparan sulfate]-glucosamine 3-sulfotransferase activity. The record is from RefSeq and is a predicted model, not a curated record. The annotation marks the transcript as partial. Lineage: Eukaryota; Metazoa; Chordata; Mammalia; Rodentia; Bathyergidae.
CGCCGGCGCUUCCCGCAGGCACUCAUCGUGGGCGUGAAGAAGGGCGGCACGCGAGCGCUGCUGGAGUUCCUCCGGCUGCACCCCGACGUCCGCGCGCUUGGCUCCGAGCCCCACUUCUUCGACAGGUGUUACGAGCGCGGCCUCGCCUGGUACAGGAGCCUGAUGCCACGUACCUUGGAUGGGCAGAUCACCUUGGAGAAGACACCCAGCUACUUUGUGACACGGGAAGCCCCUCAUCGAAUUCAUAGCAUGUCCCCAGACACGAAGCUGAUCGUGGUGGUACGGAACCCUGUGACCCGGGCCAUCUCUGACUAUGCCCAGACACUUUCCAAGACCCCAGGCCUGCCCAGCUUCCGCACCCUGGCCUUUCGCCGUGGCUUGGGCCCUGUGGACACAGCCUGGAGUGCCGUGCGUAUCGGUCUCUAUGCCCAGCACCUGGACAACUGGCUGCACUACUUCCCUCUGUCCCACUUCCUGUUUGUUAGCGGCGAGCGUCUGGUCAGUGACCCAGCUGGAGAGGUUGGCCGUGUGCAGGACUUUCUGGGCCUCAAACGGGUUGUCACGGACAAGCACUUCUACUUCAAUGCCACCAAGGGCUUCCCCUGCCUCAAGAAGGCCCAGGGAAGCAGCCGUCCCCGCUGCCUGGGCAAAUCCAAAGGCAGGCCCCACCCCCAUGUGUCCCAGGCGGUGGUCCAGCGACUGCAGGACUUCUACAGGCCCUUUAAUCACAAGUUCUACCAGAUGACUGGCCAGGACUUUGGCUGGGACUGAGCAAGGCCCAGCUAGCCCUGCCUUGGAUGCUUGGUAAUCUUAAUUUAUGUCUGUCCACUGGCCAAAGCAGCUUCCCUACACAUGCUGUGGAAAGAGAAUAUUUAAGAAAUAA